Hypanus sabinus (Atlantic stingray) is the source of this 5331-nucleotide messenger RNA. RefSeq names its product titin-like. The transcript has 18 exons. Gene Ontology annotation, molecular function: transmembrane signaling receptor activity. Lineage: Eukaryota; Metazoa; Chordata; Chondrichthyes; Myliobatiformes; Dasyatidae. Gene Ontology annotation, cellular component: plasma membrane. The coding region runs from base 1 to 4833 and encodes 1610 amino acids. The record is from RefSeq and is a predicted model, not a curated record.
AUGUACGACAUUUCAGUUAGCUGCGGUUUGAUCGUCAGACUUCCUGCUGCCUUCUUCCUCAAUUUUAUUUCAGUUAUUUUGCUCCAAGGACAGAGAGUAUUUGGCUGGGUCUCUGCAAAUAAAGCGAUGUGGAUUUCGAUUCUGCUGAUUAGUUUCCUACCUGUUUCAGGUGCAUUGUGGGCAGAGAAAUAUGUCAGAGGAAUUGUGGGAAGAACAGUCACAACCGAUUGUCACUAUGAAGGAAUGUACCACUUUCAUACAAAAUAUUGGUGCAUUGGAUUGAACCACCAGUGUUCAACUGUAGUGCAAACAUAUGGGCACCCAGAACGGAGUGGAAGAGUGUCAAUCACAGAUAACCGGACACUAGGAGUGUUCACUGUUACUAUGGAGGGUCUUCGCCCUGGAGAUACAGGAUGGUACGGUUGCGGAAUUACAACAUCUGGCCACAAUCCACUGUUUGGAGUACAUCUACUAGUAUCUGAUGAACCUGUGUCUGUUCCUGUGCUUCGAUAUCUGUCACCAGCAAAUGUCUCACGUCUCGGGGGCUCAGUGUCAGUGUCCUGUGAGUCUGAGCAGGGAUCACUUCCCAUUCAGUACACAUGGUAUGAAAACUAUUCAUCUGGGCAUUCAUAUAUCUCAAAUGCUAAUGAACUGGAUCUACAUUGUCAAUCCUUCAACCAGCAGCACCAUCAAUAUUACUGCAGAGCCUCGAAUCGGCUUGGAGCAAGAGCCAGUGCAAUGGUUAAUGUGACAGUCUUCAACAAUGGAGAGAUCUGCAGUUAUGUGACAGAAAUCAAUGGCACCAUUUCAGGUGCUUUAUGGGCACAAGAUAAAGUAAGAGGAGUUGUGGGAAGAGCGGUCAAAAUCGAUUGUCACUAUGCGCCAAUGUACCGUUCACACACAAAGUAUUGGUGCCGUAGUUCGAGUCACCAGUGUACAGUUUUAGUGGAAACAAAUGGGACACAAGGACAGAGUGGAAGACGGUCAAUCAUAGAUAACCCAACGCGGGGAAUAUUUACAGUUACCGUGGAGGAUCUUCGCUCUGGAGAAUCAGGGUGGUACAGAUGUGGAAUUACAACAUCUGGCAACGACCCAACAUUUGUCGUAUAUCUACGAGUCUCUGAUGAACCCGUAUCUGUCCCAGUGCUUGGAUUUCUGUCACCACCAAACGUCUCACAUCUUGCGGGUUCAGCAUCAAUGUCAUGUGAGUCUGUCCAGGGAUCCCUUCCAAUUCAAUACUCAUGGUAUGAAAAGACACCAUCUAUGGAUUCAAAGAUCUCAGACACCAAUAAACUGGAUCUACAUUGUCAACCUUUCAAACACCAACUCAAUAAAUAUUACUGCAAAGCCACAAAUACGCUUGGAACAAAAUCAAGUGAAACUGUGAAUAUGUCCAUCUACAACAGAGGAGGGAAGUACAAAUAUCUGAUGCAAUUGAGUCACAUGGUUUCAGGUGCAUUGUGGGCAGAGAAAUCUGUAAGAGGAGUUGUGGGAAGAGCGAUCACAAUCGAUUGUCAAUAUGAAGCAAAGUACCGUUGGCACACAAAGUAUUGGUGCAAUGGAUGGACUAUCCAAUGUUCAGUUUUAGUGAAAACAAAUGGGCGACAUGGACGGAGGGGACGAGUGUCAAUCACAGAUAGGCCAAAACAGAGAAUAUUUACUGUUACUAUGGAGGAGCUUCACUCUGGAGAUGCAGGAUGGUACAGCUGUGGAAUUGAAACAAGCGGUGUCGAUACAAGAUUUAAUUUAGAACUAAGAGUAAAUUAUGAACCUGUGUCUGUUCCUGUGCUUCGAUAUCUGUCACCAGCAAAUGUCUCACGUCUCGGGGGCUCAGUGUCAGUUUCCUGUGAGUCCCUCCAGGGAUCCCUUCCCAUUCAGUACACAUGGCAUGAACAAACCUCAUCUGGGCAUCCAAAGAUCUCAGAUACCGAUGAACUGACUCUACAUUGUCAAUCCUUCGACCAGCAGCGCCAUCACUUUUACUGCAGAGCAUCGAAUCAAGUUGGAGCAGAAUACAGUGGAAUAGUUAAAGUGACAGUCUUCAACAACGGAGAGAUCUGCAGCUAUGUGACAGAAAUCAAUGGCACCAUUUCAGGUGCUUUAUGGGCAGAAGAUAAAGUGAGAGGAGUUGUGGGAAGAGCGAUCACAAUCGAUUGGCACUAUGCACCAAUAUAUCGCUCAGACCCGAAGUAUUUGUGCUGGAUAUGGGAUCGCCAAUGCACAUCAUUAGUGAAUACAAAUGGACAAAAUGAGCAGUAUGGAAGAAUGACAAUCAGAGAUAACACAUCCCAGGGAAUAUUUACUGUUACUGUGGAGAAUCUUGUCUCUAAUGAUACAGGACAUUACAGAUGUGGAAUUACAUCAUCUGGCACUUCUCCAAUGUUUGUCGUGUAUUUACAAGUAUCUUAUGAACCCCCAUCUGUUCCUUUACUUCAAUUUUCCUCACCAACAAAUGGCUCAAGUUGUGGGGACUCCAUGUCAGUGUCCUGCGAGUCUGUCCAUGGAUCCCUUCCCAUUCAGUAUUCAUGGUAUGAAAAGACACCAUCUGAGGAUUCAAAGAUCUCUGACACCAAUAAACUGGAUCUACAUUGUCAAUCCUUAAAAUACAAAAAUCAUCUGUAUUAUUGCAAGGCCUCAAAUGUUAAUGGAACAGUGUCCAGUGAAAUGGUCAGUGUGUCCAUCUCCAACAGCGUCAGCACCUGCAGAAAUGUGAUUGAAGUCAACAGCACGGUUUCAGGUGCAUUGUGGGCAGACAAAUCUGUAAGAGGAGUUGUGGGAAGAGCGAUCACGAUCGAUUGUCACUAUGAAGAAAAGUACAGCUCGCACACAAAGUAUUGGUGCCAUGGAUGGACUCAUCAAUGUUCAGUUUUAGUGGAAACUAAAGGGCAACACAGACAGAGGGGACGAAUGUCAAUCACAGAUAACCCGGAACAGGGAAUAUUUACUGUUACUAUGGAGGAUCUUCGCUCUGGAGAUACAGGAUGGUACAGCUGUGGAAUUUCAACACCAGGUUCCGAUCUGAUGUUUCAUUUACAUCUACAAAUAUCUGAGGAACCUGCGUCUGUUCCCGUGCUUCAAUAUCUGUCACCAGCAAGUAUCUCCCAUCUCGGUGGCUCCGUGUUAGUGUCCUGCGAGUCUCUCCAGGGAUCCCUUCCCAUUCAGUACACUUGGCAUGAAAAACACUCAUCUGGGGAUCAAAUGAUCUCAGACACCAAUGAACUGGUUCUACCCUGUCAAUCCUUAGACCUUCAAGCCCAUCGAUAUUACUGCAAAGCCUCGAAUAGACUUGGAAUAACAUCCAGUGGAAUGCUAAACGUGACAAUCUUCAGCAACACAAAGAUCUGCAGUAACGUGACAGAAAUCAAUGACACUAUUUCAGGAGCAUUGUGGGCAGAGCAGUAUGUAAGAGGAGUUGUGGGAAGAGCUAUCACAAUCGAUUGUCACUAUGAAGAAAAGUACCGCUCACACACAAAGUAUUGGUGCCAUGGAUGGACUCGUCAAUGUUCAAUUACAGUGGAAUCAAAACAGCAACAUGGACGGAGGGGACGAGUGGCAAUUUCAGAUAAUCCAGAAUGGGGAAUAUUUAAUGUUACUGUGAAGAAUCUUCGCUCUGGAGAUACAGGAUGGUACAGCUGUGGAAUUACAACACCAGAUGCCGAUCCAAUGUUUUAUGUACAUUUACAAGUAUCUUAUGAACCUGUGUCGGUUCCUGUGCUUCAAUAUCUGUCACCAGCAAAUGUCUCACGUCUUGGGGGCUCAGUGUCCGUGUCCUGUGAGUCUCUCCAGGGAUCUCUUCCCAUUCAGUACAGAUGGUAUGAACAAACCUCAUCUGGGCAUCCAAAGAUCUCAGAUAACAAGGAGCUGACUCUGCACUGUCAAUACUUCAACCAAACCCACCAUCAAUAUUACUGCAGUGCCUCCAAUAGUCUUAGAGUAAUAUACAGUGGAAUGAUUAAUGUGAUCAUUUUCAACAACGGAGAGAUCUGCAGUUAUGUGACAGAAAUCAAUGGCAUCAUUUCAGGUGCUUUAUGGGCAGAAGAUAAAGUAAGAGGAGUUGUGGGAAGAGCAAUCACAAUCGAUUGUCACUAUGCACCAAUGUACCGUUCACACACAAAGUAUUUUUGCCAUAUGUGGGGUCGCCAAUGCACAUCGUUAGUGAAUACAAAUAGGACAAAUGAGCAGUAUGGAAGGAUGACAAUCAGAGAUAACAUAUCCCAGGGAAUAUUUACUGUUACUAUGGAGAAUCUUGUCUCUCAAGAUACAGGACAGUACAGAUGUGGAAUUACAACAUCUGGCAAUCAUCCAAUGUUUGAUGUGCAUCUACAGGUAUCUAACGAACCGGUGUCUGUUCCUGUGCUUCAAUUUCUCUCUCCUGCAAAUGUCUCAUGCGUUGAGGGCUCCGUGUCAGUGUCCUGUGAGUCUGUCCAGGGAUCUCCUCCCAUUCAAUACACAUGGCAUGAAAACACAUCGUCUGUGAUCUCUGUCAGUGGUAAACUGGAUCUACAUUGUCAAUCCUUCAAGUACCAACACCAUCAAUAUUACUGCACAGCCUCGAAUACUUGUGGAGCAAAGUCUAGUGAAGUAGUGAAUGUGUCCAUCUACAACAGGGAGGGCAACUGCAGUUUUGUGAUUCGAUUCAUUGGCACUGGACGUGAAUAUUCAUGUGAAACAUUUACAACAGUAUCAACUGCAAGUUUCAUGAUAUGGAAAGUGCUUCGUUGGCUGCUCUUCACUCUGCUGAUGAUUGGCACUAUUUCAGUUACGUGGUUCACAAGACAAACUAAGAAACCUGAUGAAUCAGACCCUCACAGACUGGUCUAUAAGGUAAAGUGAAGGCUUCUGACUGCUGGAAUUUUGCACCAAGAUAAAAUAUCCAUACUUCUUCCCUCUUGUGCAACUUGCAUCAUUUGUGAAGAGUUAACCUCUCUUGUCAUUGAAUUGUUAACUUCAUGAAGGUGACAAAGUAAUAUUACCAUACUUCAAGACAGUGACUUCUUUUCAGCAUUCUAUUUCCAACAUGUCAACCUCACUGAUCUCAAUAUGUUUUUUUUUUGUUGUCCCAGUAAUAAAUUUUAACCCUAACGUGGCUGUGAAUGGAUUAAGACCAUUUUACCCUAAUAAACUCUCUUCUGUGGUUUCACAUGUCAGAGGUCAAUGCUGUUGUAUAUUCCAAUAAUUGAUAAAUAAUCAGUUAAAAUACUUGUUUAUAAACUGCUGAUGUUAAUAAAUGGUUUAUCCUUUUGGUUUAGUUGAGAAUGAAAAUUCAUACAUGGCAAACAGAUCAAUUUCAAGCUCCUGGCUUUUCAUGAGGGAGUCAAGAGCAUAAGACCA